Messenger RNA from Necator americanus (New World hookworm), 231 nucleotides. RefSeq lists its product as uncharacterized. The transcript has 2 exons. Lineage: Eukaryota; Metazoa; Nematoda; Chromadorea; Rhabditida; Ancylostomatidae. The record is from RefSeq and is a predicted model, not a curated record. The coding region runs from base 1 to 231 and encodes 76 amino acids.
AUGAGGUCUGUAGCAGUGUGGAGCGUACAGAACAAACCGGCCGACCUAAGCAGACUGUUCGAGCGAGGCAGUGCAAGGGUCAUUAGCUCCCUUCACGGUUCACAUGCUCGCCCACCGGUCACUACUCCGACAGCUUUUCGUAUCGUGAAUUGUGGCGGUUUACUGGUAACACCAGUUACCACUGAUAAGAGCAAACGUAUGCAGGACAGUUCCGUAUCAAUCAUUUUCUGA